CUGCAGGAUCUUUACUUAGCUCGCUUGCUGUAACACCCUAUGACAAGCAGCCUGGUUUCAAAACCCGCAAGCCCGCUUUCUGCUGUUAGCACGGGCCAAAGUUAUCCCGGAAUAAGGACAGCACGCAUGUGCCGUCAACCCGGAUAUAGAAUUUGAUGGUCUUCUUCUUCCAUUUUAUGAAGCUAUAUUCAAUUUACAUAUAAAUUGGCAAAACUGAGGAUUUGUCUGGGCAUUGUAGCGCCACUACGUCUAUUUAAAUCGGUCCCAACCGGGAUAAAAAGUGUAGCUAUCUUAGCGGUGAAUAUCACAACUGCCAGUUAACUGGAUUUCGCAUUCAAGACAGUACAUUUACUUAUACCCUAGCCAAGCUAACGGUAGCUCGAGCAGGUGAUGCAGCAGCUUACUUUAGGUAACUGGAAAAUUGACUUUGCAUGUAACGUUAACUUUUGAUUAAGAGACUGGGCAUGAUGGACUACCGUGGAAGAAGACAUGAACGUGGAAGCAACUGGUCUGACCCAGAGAUAGUUGAAUUGCUCCAGCUGUGGUCUGACGAGACAGUCCAACUCGAGCUCGAAAGCUCCCUUCGAAAUCAACAUGUCUUUGACAGGAUAGCGGCCGCUUUGCGAGAUAGGAGCAUAUAUCGCACAGGGGACCAGUGCAGGGAGAAGAUCAAAAAGAUGAAGCUGGAAUACCGACGUAUCAAAGACAAUCACAAGUUGAGGUCCUGGAAAUUUUACGAUGUGAUGGACAGGGUCUUAGCAAAUAGACCAGCCAUAACGUAUUCCUCGCUGGGAGGUGCAGUCAUCGCCCACCAGGUCCUGCACAGUCCCAGUGGGACAGACGCAUACAUGCACGGGCUCCCUGCAACUACUUUCGGUCCCGCGAUCACGGGUGGGUUUUUGUUUGGCAACCCGCCAAGGCCAGGUGAUGACGCGCUGCGCGUAAAAUGUGAGGACGUGGAGUCAGGUGAUGGAGCACCCCCACAGCUGCUCUACAAUUAUGGGUCCGAAGAUGAUCAAGAGACAGAGAGGAGAUCUGCCAGAUUGGACGAGGAUCCUGUGCCCCUUGUUGAACGUGGGGAGUGCAUUGCAAACAUGAUAUCUCCAUCAGCUACAGAAAGAAGCUAUCAUCCCCCUGACUGUAUUCGGCCUGCAGAUUUCAGCGACCAGAACCUGGCCGGUUCCUCGGGCACUGGAGCCUCCACCUCCGCUGCUCCGGCUCACAUGGCACCAGAGGGCCAGGGAGAGCGGCAGGGCCCCCGGACCCAGCCCCCCGAGAGGCAGAGGAAGCGCCGGCGUGGCGCGGGCCGGGGGUCCGGCUCGUGCGGGGGCCACGGGGCCUUGGACCAUGCUCUGGUGAGCUUCCUCAAGUGGCAGCGCUCGGCGGAGGAGCGCCUCCUGUCCCUGGAGGAGGCGCGUCUGGAGCGGGAGGCGCGGGCCGAGGAGCGGAGGGAGCAGCAGGAGGAGAGGAGGGCAGAGAGUGAGAGGCAGCAUGAGCUGCGUCUCCUCAGCGUGUUCGCCGGGGCCCUGGCUGCAGCCAGGCACACCGGCCCCUCCACUGCUGACAGCACCCUCCCGCCUGCCGCCGCCGCCGCCCCUCCCGGCUCUCUCUCCGCCCACUCUGUCUCGACGUGCUCCACCAACCCAGAGGCCCCUGCUGCCUCAUCAGCCCUGGCCAGGCUGCCCGUCCUCAGCCCCCCCUCCGCGGAGACACUUGUCCCAGCUGGGCUUCCCCCUGGAUCUGGCAACAUCCUGGCCACUCUGAGAGGGGCCGACACACCUGGGCACAGUGUUUACCUGUCCUGCCGGGGUAACACCAUCAGACAGCACCAGGGCAUCCUGCAGGAGGGCUACACCCAGUACCAUGCUGAUAAACACCAUGACACCCACAACCCUGACGGAAUAAUCAACAUGGGCACCAGUGAGAACAAGCUGUGCUAUGAUCUGCUCCAUAAAAGGCUGGCCCAGUCUGACAUGCAACACAUGGACGCAGCUCUGCUUCAGUAUCCAGACUGGAAAGGCCACCGCUUUCUGAGAGAAGAGGUUGCCAGAUUCCUGACACACUACUGUCACCCCCCCAGUCCGCUGAAAGCUGACAGUGUGGUGGUUAUGAACGGCUGUGGUUCUCUUUUCUCCUCCAUGGCCGCUGUGAUAUGUGACCCUGAAGAUGCCAUGCUCAUCCCCACCCCGUUUUAUGGGGUGAUUACUGAGGACCUACACCUCUACAGUGGAGUCAGGCUCUACCAUGUUCCCCUGGACUGUGAGCCCAGUGGCCUCAGCGGCAGGCCAUUCCAACUCACCGCGUCCCAUCUGGAGAAGGCUCUGACAAACGCCAAGAGAGAGGGGGUGAACAUCCGAGCCGUGAUCCUGGUCAACCCUCACAACCCCCUGGCAGAGGUCUACAGCCCCCAGGAGAUGAGGGCCUUCCUGGAGUUUGCCAAAAAGCACAAGCUGCACGCCAUCGUCGACGAGGUCUACAUGUUGACUGUGUUUGACGACUCUGUCCCGUUCCACAGCGUUCUCAGUCUAGACAGCCUGCCUGAUCCUCAGAGAACGCAUGUUAUGUGGGGGACCAGCAAGGACUUUGCGAUGGCUGGAAUGCGUGUAGGUACUCUGUACACUCAGAACCAGGACUUGGUAGAAGCUCUGGACCAGAUGGGAGCGUUUCAUGGUGUCCCCGGACCCAUACAACACCAGGUGGCCCAACUGCUCCAGGACAGGGACUGGGUGAGCGGAGAGUUCCUCCCAGAGACGAGGCGGAGGCUGCAGGCUGCUCACGGCUACGUGACCCGGCAGCUCCAGGGCCUGGGCGUACCCUACCUCCACAGGUCUGCAGGCUUCUACGUCUGGGCAGACCUCAGGAAGUACCUACGCGAGGCUUCGUUUGCUGAGGAGCUGUCCCUGUGGAGGUGUUUCCUCAGACACAAGGUGGUGCUUAGCUGUGGCCAGGCCUUCUCCUGCUCCACACCAGGGUGGUUCCGCAUGGUCUUCACGCAGCAACAGCGCCACCUCCAGCUUGGCAUGGAGCGGAUCAGGCAGGCCUUGGAGGAGACGAAGGCAGCGAGAGGCUUCUCUGCCUUGGGAGCCCCCACAGCCUCUGGGGGGCAGGAGGAGGCCUCAGUGAGGUCACUGAAGAAGGAGGACAGCACCGACUCAGACAAAGCAGUGACCGUCAACCCUGUGUCCGUCAACCUGCCAGAGAACAAACCAACAGACGAGUCAACACAGGAGGAUGAGCCCGCCUCUGACAUCCCCUCACUGGCCAGCGAGGACUUGGUGCUGCUGGACUGCCAAACGUCUCAACCCGCAGAUGGAUUGGACUCGCUGAUCGGUGCUCUGAGACAGCAGAUCCGCUCCUCUGAUUGGCUGGAGAAGAACACCCCCGAGCUGGCUGCUGGGGAGGACCCGGGGCUGCUGGAUGUCUUCACUGAGCUGCUGGACAGGGCCAGGAAGUAGGAGCCAGGGAAGGAGACAAACAGUUGAUAAAUAGACACUUUCAAAUUCAGUUGGAUGCUAACUUGUUUUCUUGUUGUGUUCCUGUUCUGCAUUGCACUUUUUAUUUCAAAAUGUGAUCAAAAGGUUCAUGAUUAUGUAUUCCCGUACCACAAGGUCUUCUGUAACAAAUAAAAAUGUGUAUGGUGAUGCUUUUUAAAGAGUAAAGCCAAUACAUCAGACCUCA
Messenger RNA from Hypomesus transpacificus, 3678 nucleotides. RefSeq names its product 1-aminocyclopropane-1-carboxylate synthase homolog (Arabidopsis)(non-functional) (gene accs). Bases 465 to 3455 code for a protein of 996 amino acids. Gene Ontology annotation, molecular function: transaminase activity; pyridoxal phosphate binding. The record is from RefSeq and is a predicted model, not a curated record. The transcript is spliced from 15 exons. NCBI's taxonomy places the organism in Eukaryota, Metazoa, Chordata, Actinopteri, Osmeriformes, Osmeridae. Gene Ontology annotation, biological process: biosynthetic process; amino acid metabolic process.